CGAAAAUUCCGGCAUCUCUGGCGAAAUUGACAAAAGCGUUGCUUUUUUUUGCCGCUGCCUGCUUGGGUGACGCCAUUUUAGUAAGACUGUUUUUGUCGUUUUUUAUUUAAGAGGUGUGACCAGCCGGUCUGCAAAUCAAAUUUUUUUUGUACAUAGUAGAUCAGGGAUAUACAAGCAAUCAUGGGAGUAGAAGUAGAAACUCUUUCACAAGGCGAUGGUCGUACCUUUCCCAAGGUAGGUCAGACAGUCGUCGUACAUUAUACGGGUACUUUACAAAAUGGACAAAAGUUCGAUUCGUCCAGAGAUAGAGGAAAUCCAUUCAAAUUCCGAAUCGGAAGAGGCGAAGUAAUCAAAGGAUGGGAUGAAGGUGUUGCCCAACUCAGCGUAGGACAGAGGGCGAAACUGACUUGCUCUCCCGAUUACGCCUACGGAUCGAGAGGGCAUCCCGGAGUAAUCCCGCCAAACGCAACCCUCAUCUUUGACGUGGAACUGUUAGAGAUCGAAUGAACCAAUCAGAAUAAUCUUUAGUAAGCAAUCGAACCAUAAUUAGUUAUCUUCGGGGUUAUUAUUGCAUUUAGGUCAGUUUUUCGAACAUUUUUUUUACGUUUUUAGUAAUGGUUAAGCAUUCGAUAUUGGAAUAUUUAGACAGUUUGACCGGAGCUUUAUUUUUGUUCAACUGCUCAGUUAUAGGUGUUGUGGUGUUCCAAUAAAAGAUUUCAAGUGUCAACCGCAUA
Messenger RNA from Leptinotarsa decemlineata (Colorado potato beetle), 734 nucleotides. It is a transcript of the gene Fkbp12, whose product is annotated as peptidyl-prolyl cis-trans isomerase Fkbp12. Gene Ontology annotation, cellular component: sarcoplasmic reticulum membrane; cytoplasm. Gene Ontology annotation, biological process: protein peptidyl-prolyl isomerization. Gene Ontology annotation, molecular function: peptidyl-prolyl cis-trans isomerase activity. Lineage: Eukaryota; Metazoa; Arthropoda; Insecta; Coleoptera; Chrysomelidae. The record is from RefSeq and is a predicted model, not a curated record.